This is a messenger RNA of Pantherophis guttatus, 2334 nucleotides long. Lineage: Eukaryota; Metazoa; Chordata; Lepidosauria; Squamata; Colubridae. The record is from RefSeq and is a predicted model, not a curated record.
CCGCUGCAGCUCCUUUGUGAGCUCCUACUCCCGGGAUCUGUAAAACCGCCAAAACAGCGUAAAUCAGCUGUUUUGGCGGCUGGAACUUCCCCCUCGGGCAAAGAUUGAUUUUUACGCCGGCAGAACAAAACAGGAGAGCUUCUCGCAAGUAUUUUUCUUCCUUUAACUCUGAUGAAUAAUGAGUCCUUUCAGAUUCGAGUGAAAGUUUUAAAGAGAUCCAAAAUGGCGCUGACUGAGAACGGAAGCUUAAGAAGAAAGUGAUUGUUAAAGCUUGUUUGCGCUUGUUAAGGUCGUUAUAGCUGUCAGUACUUUGAAGCUUUGCUGAAUGAAGUUUGCAGCAUAAGAAAAGAUGGCAGAGGCAAAGAUUUUUGAAGAGAAUGGAGGUUUCUCAGCACAUAAUUCAGCAAGUACACAAAUACUGACAGUGGAUUUUUUGGAAGCAUGGCAAACAUCAUUUAUGGAAAGACUGGAUGAGAUCUUUGAGAAGUUUAUUACUCAAAUUGAUAACAAAGUUGCAAUGUUAAAAGAGGAGGAAGAACAAAAAGCCCCUGAGGAACAUGGAAAGGAUGUUUUCCAAACUAUGAAUAAACUGAUGGGCUUGAAGGAAGUUAAUCCGGAGAUAUGGAGAGAGAUCUAUCCAGAGGUUUUGAUGCAGAUGAGAGGAAAAGUGCUGGGAGAAGCUUGGAUUUUCAAGAUACCAAGAAGGAUUAGAAAUGGAACAUUACAAUUUCUUUAUAAAAAUGGACUUUUAAUCCUAAUUAAAGAGGAGUGUUGCUUAAAAGGAAUUACUUUGCGAGAUGCACAGGAUUGGAAGAUAAAAUUACAGUUAAAUACACAAAAGCUUGUAAAAAUAAAAGAUGGUGGAAUAAAGGGGAAGAAGAAGGCUCGGAAAAAAACCAGGGGGAAAUGGAAGUGGAAGAAUUUUAUUCCUCUUUGUUAGGCAGGAUAACAUGGUGAAUGAUUGUAUUGGUAUUCAAGAUUUUUAUUAAGGAUACGAUUUGUUUGGUUUUUGACUAGAUCAAAAUGUUAUACAAGGUCCCUAUUAACAGGAGAUCCCCAGAUCUGUUCACAAAAUCACAUUUUAAGGGAUUUCUAAUGGCUGGGACUAAUCUCCACUUGAUGGCAAUUAAUGCCUGUUUCUAGAAAUGGGUAGUACCAACAUCUGUCCAGAAGGAGGCAGUAGUGCACCCCUACCUCUCAAGAUACUCUCCAUGGAUUCAAUCACGGUCAACAACUUUUAAACACUGUCCAACAUUUUAGGACAAUUUCCUGAGAGCAUGUACAGAUACUGAAAAAUGCACCAUGUGCCCAGAUGAUCAAUAUCCAACCAAGAACCGAGUCCAGUGUAUCCCCAAAAGAAUAACCUUCCUGUCCUAUGAAGAACAUCUGGGCAUCAUCCUGGUCUCCUUUGCCCUACUCUUGUUUCUAACCACAGGUUUUGUUUUAAUCAUCUUCAUAAAAUACCUAGAAUCUCCCAUUGUCAAAGCCAACAACCGGGACCUCUCCUACAUCCUCCUGGUCUCCCUCAUGCUUUGCUUCUUGUCUCCUUUUCUCUUCAUUGGUCAGCCAAGGAAAGCCACCUGCCUUCUCCGACAAACGGUUUUCAGCCUCAUCUUCUCAGUUGCCAUUUCUUCUCUCUUGGCCAAAACCAUCACGGUGGUGCUGGCUUUCUUGGCCACAAAACCAGGAAACCGAGUGCAGAGAUGGUUGGGGAAGAGCUUGGCCAACUCCAUCAUCCUUUCUGGUUCUGCUGGCCAAAUUUUCAUCUGUGCAUUAUGGUUGGGAAUUUCUCCCCCAUUCCCUGACUCUGACCUCCACUCCCAGCCUGGAGAGAUUGUCCUGCAAUGCAACGAAGGCUUAGUUGUUAUGUUCUACGUCACCCUCAGCUACAUGGGCUUCCUAGCUGCCAUUUGCUUCAUGGUGGCUUUCCUGGCCAGGAACCUGCCUGGGGCCUUCAAUGAAGCCAAGCUGAUCACCUUCAGCAUGCUGGUCUUCUGCAGCGUCUGGGUCUCCUUUCUUCCCAUCUACCUGAGCACCAAAGGAAAGUCCAUGGUGGCCGUGCAGGUCUUCUCCAUCUUGGCCUCCAGUGCUGGGCUGCUGGGCUGCAUCUUCUUCCCCAAGUGCUACAUUAUCAUCCUGAGACCAGAUCUAAAUACCAAGGAACACCUAAUGAUAAAAGUAGAGAACUGAUAGAGAAUUGGUUUCUUAGGCUCAUAAUGUUUCAUUUUUCAUUGCAGUUACUAUUCGACUUGUAUGCUUCCUUUGCAUCAUUGACAAUUGAGAUGAUUUGAAACCAAAGGAAAUAAACAUACGAACAGUGUAAGACUAAUGAAA